CGAAACAAUGUUUAAGGAAAGCUUUAAAUAUUAUAAAUCUAAAUGGCCUGUACCUGAUUUUAAAGAUGUCAUCAAUUUCAGUGGCCAACAAAACGAUGAGGAGGUUAAAGAAUUCCACCUAAACGAUUGUGAAGAGACAGCCUCACUGGGAUUGCCAUUGGGUCUGCAGCCGGUACAUCAUUGGAAAUUGUUUACAUUAAAUAAUCAUCCAGGAUUGUUGGUAAUACGUCAUGCUUUCACAGCGCAAGGGCAACGAUAUUGGAUGGCACGAAGUUUAAAGGACUAUCCGAGGGCACCGAAUCGUGUCAACUUAAAUGAGAGAUUAUUUCAGAAAUCAGUGCUCGAUGAUUGGUGGUGUUCACUGCAAAAUUGUGAAGAUAAAGAUGAAGCGAGACGUAUGAAAAUCUCCAUGAGAUGGACGACACUGGGUUAUCAUCACGAUUGGGAUACAAAAGUCUAUAGUGAGGAAAUGCACACAAAAUUCCCCGAAGAUUUGGCUAAAUUGAGUAAUUUCUUUGCCUCGGUACUGGGCUAUAGUAACUAUCAAGCGCAGGCAGCAAUUGUGAAUUAUUAUCCCAUUGGAACAACACUGGCCGGUCACACAGAUCAUUCAGAACAAAAUCUAGAGGCACCAUUGUUUUCGAUAAGUUUCGGUCAAACAGCAAUAUUCCUAAUUGGCGGGCAAACACGCGAAGAGAAACCCACAGCAUUAUUUCUUGAAAGUGGUGAUGUACUGGUCAUGUCUCGAGAAUCACGUCUCUGUUAUCAUGCUGUACCUCGUGUCAUGAAGGCGAGAGAAGAAACAUGGAACAAUCUCACCGAACCGUUGUCAAAAACCACCAAAGAAUCUAGUCUAGAACCACCAACACAACCCUCCAAACGUUUACGUACCGAAGUGCCGUGUAUAACGAGUACCGAAACCCAAGCCGCCCUUGAAUGGGGAAUGGAUCCACUACUAUAUCAUCAGAUAACCGAUGAUGCCUUUUGGCUACCGUUUAAAAAUUAUUUACACGAUUCUCGUAUCAAUAUUAAUGUAAGACAGGUGCUAUAUCAAAAUCAAAGAACAUUAAAUGAUCAAAAACAACAAUGUGGAAGCUGA
Molecule: messenger RNA, 1099 nt
Organism: Musca vetustissima
Lineage: Eukaryota; Metazoa; Arthropoda; Insecta; Diptera; Muscidae
Gene: AlkB
Product: nucleic acid dioxygenase ALKBH1
Exons: 3
Coding region: 8-1099 (363 amino acids)
Biological process (GO): oxidative RNA demethylation
Cellular component (GO): nucleus; cytoplasm
Molecular function (GO): ferrous iron binding; oxidative RNA demethylase activity; broad specificity oxidative DNA demethylase activity
Source: RefSeq, a predicted model, not a curated record